Macrobrachium nipponense is the source of this 684-nucleotide messenger RNA. RefSeq lists its product as uncharacterized. The transcript has 2 exons. Gene Ontology annotation, molecular function: nucleic acid binding. The record is from RefSeq and is a predicted model, not a curated record. Gene Ontology annotation, biological process: DNA integration. Bases 1 to 684 code for a protein of 227 amino acids. Lineage: Eukaryota; Metazoa; Arthropoda; Malacostraca; Decapoda; Palaemonidae.
AUGGAUGCAGUGGCGGAAGACCGUCUGGACUUAUUCUCCUCCCCAGCUAGAAUCAUCGUGGCUGGAUAUAGCGGGAGUGGUAAAACGUUAUUAGUAACGGAGGUAGUUAAAAAGUACGUUGACAGAUUUACCAAGGUUAUUAUUAGCGGGGCUUUGAAACAUCCCGUGCAAAAUGAAGAAGAGGUAUGGCGCAAGCUCAGCGCAUUUCCGGAUAUUGGGGAUCCUUUUACGGAGAUGGAUGACGACGGUGAAGGAGAUGGGAAACAAACCCUUUUCAUACUAGACGAUGUAUUUAUAGAAGCUUUUGAAAGGAGGAAAAUUAUCGCUCCAAUACCCAAGGUUAUCAUUUCUUGCGAUUUAACGGAUAUGGGGAAACUAGCGAGAUACAAUGAUGGAUAUAAAUACAUCGCCGUGUUUAUAGAUGUUUUCUCUAGGUACGUUAAAGCCGUCCCUUUAAAAAAGAAAAGCGCGGAGAUUUUGCUACCAGUCGUGGAACAGAUUAUGGAAUCUGCAGAGUUUAAUGGUGAGAGCAGACUUUUCGUAGACAGGAGAGGAGAGUUUUAUAACAAGAGUGUGAUAGAAUAUUGUCGACGCCAACGUAUUAAAAUGUAUAGCGUUUCUUCUUACGAAAUCAAGGCUUCCAUCGCCGAAAGGGUCAUCCAAACAAUAGAGAAAAAUUUAUAA